Molecule: messenger RNA, 780 nt
Organism: Rodentolepis nana
Lineage: Eukaryota; Metazoa; Platyhelminthes; Cestoda; Cyclophyllidea; Hymenolepididae
Source: the annotation of a GenBank genome assembly
AUGUAUCGGAUUGUUUCCAAAGGUAGAAAUUUUCUUCGAGCAUUAGCGAUCAUUGGUGGUCGCGAAAUUAAAUCCGAUGUAGCGGGUCGUCGUCAUUUCUCGUUCGUAACAUCAGUGUCUGGUUUUGACAACAAACACACCCAUUGUGAACUAAAGCCAGAACCCCUACGAACAUUUGGGGAUGAUGCUUACUUUAUAUCGGUCACAGAUGCAUCGUGUGUCCUUGGAGUUGCCGACGGUGUUGGAGGUUGGAGAUCUUAUGGGAUUGAUCCCAGCAAUUUUUCCAUGACAUUUAUGUCUACCUGCCAGAAACUCGCUCAGUCGGGACGUUUCAAGCCGAAUGAGCCCAUGCUUCUUGUAACUGAGAGUUACUAUGAAGUUUUGGACGCAAAGACACCGCUUCUAGGAAGUGCAACCUUUUGUGUAAUAUCGCUCUGUCGGUGCGACGGUCGACUUCAUACCGUUUGUCUUGGCGAUUCCGGCUACCUUGUCAUCCGUAGAGGUGCUAUUGUCAAGCGCUCAUCCAAUCAAAAGCACGCCCUUAAUACUCCUUUCCAAGUUGCCUGUUUGCCACCUAAUGAAAAUGGCCAAUUCUAUCGUGAUUCUCCUCAAGAAGCAAUUCAGGAUAGUUUUCCUCUCGAACCAAACGAUUUGGUCGUUGUUGGAACAGAUGGUCUAUUCGAUAAUCUUAAUGACCAAAUGAUUCUUCAGGAGCUUACCCCUCUUCAGGCCAGGUACUUUAAGUGCUCUCAAUUAGAUUUCAGUAUCUCUUUAGAAUAA